AUGACGAAAAUUGCCAUCAUCUACUACUCAACAUACGGCCACAUUGCCAAGAUGGCCGAGUCCAUCAAGGCUGGUGUCGAGUCUGUGGCCGGCGCCACAGCGGACGUAUACCAAGUCCAAGAGACGCUGUCGGACGAGGUCCUGAGCAAGAUGCACGCUCCGUCCAAGCGGGACCACCCCGUGGCCACGCCCGACGUUCUCAAGAACGCCGACGGAGUGCUGCUGGGCAUCCCCACGCGCUUCGGCAGCAUGCCAGCGCAAGUCAAGGCGCUAUUCGACGCCUGCGGUGGUCUCUGGACUGCUGGUGCACUGGUGGGGAAGCCCGCCGGUAUUUUCUUCAGCACCGCCACACAAGGAGGUGGUCAAGAGACCACGGCUUUCACGACCGUGACGUUUCUCACCCACCAAGGCAUGACGUUCGUGCCGCUCGGCUACCGCAGCCCGUUGCUGUUCAAUAUGGACGAGAUCCAUGGCGGAUCUCCGUGGGGAGCUGGCAAUUUAGCGGGUAAUGACGGCUCUCGUCAGCCUAGUCAGCUCGAAAUGGACGUGGCCAAGGUCCAGGGAGAGUCGUUUGCUCAAGUCGCCAAGAAACUAUCGUCGGCGUAG
Molecule: messenger RNA, 606 nt
Organism: Peronospora matthiolae
Lineage: Eukaryota; Oomycota; Peronosporomycetes; Peronosporales; Peronosporaceae
Source: the annotation of a GenBank genome assembly